Oryza sativa Japonica Group (Japanese rice) is the source of this 3197-nucleotide messenger RNA. The record is from RefSeq and is a predicted model, not a curated record. Lineage: Eukaryota; Viridiplantae; Streptophyta; Magnoliopsida; Poales; Poaceae.
GCGUUUCCCUUCCUUCCUGACGAGUUUUUGGUGUUCGUCUUCCCUCCCGCGCCCGCGCCUUCUCGCUCGCGCGCCCGCGGGGACGCGGCGGCUAGGGCGAUGCAGCUGGUGGACGACGCCGACGGGGCCCUCGACUCGUGGGCCCGCUUCUGCGACCUCUCCGACGAGCUCUUCGGCGGCGCCGGCGACCUCUCGGCGGGCCCGCGCCUGGCCCCCGUCGUCGCGGACCUCUGCGCCCGCGGCCUCGCCGAGCUGCUUCGGGACCAAUUCAUCCGCUCCCUAGAGGGAAUAUUUAGAAGCAACGCGGUUAAGAAGUUCUGGCAGCAGUUUCAUCCUUAUUGCAAUUCCUCUGCAGUGGAAAGAAUUAAAUUCUGUGUUCAAGAAAACUGGCCUGAGGAUAUCUUAAGUAAAGCAUUGGAAGACAUAUGUUUGGAAAAGAAUUACCAGGAAAAGUGUGUUCUGGCUCUAGUUCAUUCUUUACAAUCUUAUGAGGAUAGGUCACCACACAGAAAAUCUAAAGCACUGGAUUGUAGUUCCAGCUUAAUGCCUAGGUACCAGUUAAUGGUAUCUUCAGUACUUCUGACAACACUACCAUUGAGUUUUCCUGAGAUAUUAAAUGUAUACUUCAAGAAGAAACUGGAAGAGUUAAAUAUCAUGAUGGCUGGAUUGGAUGGGAGCGAUCCAUUUGAUAAUCAUGAUCUUUUUGAAAGGAACAGUACCUCUGCUUGGCAUUCUGAAAUGGACAUUGAUGGUCAAGAACCUGGGAUUUCUGAAAGUAGAAAUUUGGUUAAGAACAUUGGAAAAGUUGUUCGUGAUCUAAGAUAUCUUGGUUUUACAUCAAUGACUGAGGACUCAUACUCUUCUGCAAUAAUCUGGCUUUUAAAGUCUAAAGUUCAUGAACUAGCUGGUGAUGAUUAUAGAAUUCCUGUACUUGGGUGUGUCAAAAAGUGGAUUCAGGCCGUUCCUCUUAAAUUUUUGCAUGCUCAAUUGACAUAUCUGGGGGACUCUCUUGACAAUGAAAGUGGAUCAUCUGGUCUCAAAUCACCUUUGGCCUCACGCCCUUCUUCCUUCCCUGGGAUUGGCGUUCCUUCAGAAGCCCUUGUGAGAUGGCACAUGCGCCUUGAGUAUUUUGCUUAUGAGACCUUGCAGGACCUGCGAAUUGGCAAACUUUUUGAAAUCAUAGUUGAUUACCCUGAGAGCUCUCCUGCCAUUGAAGACCUAAAACAGUGUUUGGAGUACACGGGUCAACAUUCUAAACUUGUUGACUCAUUUAUCUCAUCAUUGAGAUAUCGCUUGCUGACGGCUGGUGCAUCAACCAAUGAUAUAUUACACCAGUACGUGUCCACUAUCAAGGCAUUACGUACAAUUGAUCCCACUGGUGUCUUCUUGGAAGCAGUAGGUGAACCAAUUAGAGAUUACCUGAGAGGUAGAAAGGACACUAUCAAAUGCAUAGUAACAAUGCUCACUGAUGGAUCUGGAGGAAACGCGAACGGAACUGGAAAUGCUGGGGACAAUCUUCUGGAAGAAUUGAAUAGAGAUGCUGAAAACCAGGAAAAUGUUGAUUAUGAUGACCAUACGAACAUUGAUGAGAAGCAAGCAUGGCUAAAUGCUGAAAGCUGGGAACCUGAUCCUGUGGAAGCAGACCCAUUAAAGGGCAGCAGGAAUAGAAGGAAAAUUGAUAUUCUUGGACUUAUUGUCAGUAUAAUUGGGUCAAAGGACCAGCUAGUCAAUGAAUAUCGUGUAAUGCUGGCAGAAAAACUGCUCAAUAAAUCUGAUUUUGAUAUUGAUUCAGAUAUCCGCACGCUGGAACUGCUUAAGAUUCAUUUUGGGGAGAGCAGCAUGCAGAAGUGUGAGAUUAUGCUUAAUGACUUGAUUGACUCAAAGAGAACCAACUCAAAUAUUAAAACAUCUUUAUCAAAGACAUCUCAAACUGUAGGAACUGUGCAAGAGGAGACAGAAUUGUCUCAUGAGGUUCUUGACGCAACUAUAAUAUCCUCCAAUUUCUGGCCACCAAUUCAGACAGAAGACCUCACAGUUCCUGCUUCAGUUGAUCAGUUGCUGUCUGAUUAUGCAAAAAGGUUUCAUCAGAUAAAAACACCACGCAAGCUACUCUGGAAGAAAAAUCUUGGAACUGUCAAGCUGGAACUGCAAUUCGAGGAUAGGAGUAUGCAGUUUACUGUAGCUCCUGUCCAUGCUGCAAUCAUAAUGCAAUUUCAAGAGAAACCAAGUUGGACUUCAAAGACCCUAGCUACAGCAAUCGGAGUACCUGUGGACUCUCUUAACAGAAAGAUAAGUUUCUGGACAAGCAAGGGCGUCCUGACAGAAUCAGUUGGUCCAGAUGCGGAUGACCCCACAUUUACUGUUGUUGAUAGCACAUCUGAUUUUAACAAAAACAGCACCGUGAACCAACUCUCUGAAAGGUUUCAAAUUACUGAAGAGGAAGGUGAAAGUUCGAUUGCGUCUGUUGAGGAACAACUUAGGAAAGAGAUGACAGUUUAUGAGAAAUUCAUCAUCGGGAUGCUAACCAAUUUUGGAAGCAUGACACUGGACCGGAUACACAACACUCUCAAGAUGUUCUGCAUAGCCGAGCCAUCAUAUGAUAAAUCACUGCAGCAAUUGCAGAGUUUUCUUUCUGGUCUAGUGUCAGACGAAAAGCUGGAGAUGAGGGAUGGAUCAUACUUGCUAAGGAAGUAGGAGUUACAUGGAUUAGCCUGUUCAUCUGUUAGACUAGAUAUGGAAGGAACUGAAGAAUGGAGGCCCCAUCCUGCGCCAUUCACCUCACUGCGUGCAGUAAUAUUCUGCACUCGCUGUUUUGUUCCUUGCUGAGGGGAUGACGAAAGUAGAGAAGCACAGGAAUCCUAAAGCUUUUGAAUGUUGUUAUUGUGCGUAUAUUGCACUGUUGACGCUUGACGACGCUCUCAACGCGUUCGGUUGUUUUCCGACGUGGAUAAAUGCAUAUCUUUUCGGUCUGUAAAUGACAGAAAGAAAUUCAACCAGACUUCUUGGCAUUAAAUGGCAGGGGCAAUGGCCGGAAUGCCUUUUGGCUACUGGCACCCUUCGGUGUCAGCUUACUUAUCACUCGUGGCCGUGGGUUCGUCAACACGUGCGUGCAUUAUUCAAGUGUGGCCGUGCUUACACUUGACAAGUUGACAUGUUAAAAACAGUCAUCUCUGAAAAAAAAUUAUGAUGUUCAAUGA